This is a messenger RNA of Equus quagga, 4176 nucleotides long. It is a transcript of the gene TRAF1, whose product is annotated as TNF receptor associated factor 1. Gene Ontology annotation, molecular function: ubiquitin protein ligase binding; tumor necrosis factor receptor binding; zinc ion binding. Gene Ontology annotation, biological process: regulation of apoptotic process; regulation of canonical NF-kappaB signal transduction; tumor necrosis factor-mediated signaling pathway. The transcript is spliced from 10 exons. The record is from RefSeq and is a predicted model, not a curated record. Gene Ontology annotation, cellular component: plasma membrane signaling receptor complex; cytoplasmic side of plasma membrane. Bases 1828 to 3075 code for a protein of 415 amino acids. Lineage: Eukaryota; Metazoa; Chordata; Mammalia; Perissodactyla; Equidae.
CCAGGUGCGCCCCGAAGGACAAGUGGAAGGCUGGGGAGAUGGGGGUACGCGGCGCAGAGACUCCGCGUGUGCAGAGCCCCCAGAGGGCGGAGCCACAAAGAUGGGACCGAUGGAGGUUCAGGGUGGAAGAGAAGGGGGUCAAGGAGACGAUAAGGAGCAGAGAAGGGGGCAGGGGACACGAGGGGAUGCGGAAAGGAAGGGAUUCCGUAAGGAGGGGCCAAGACUCCUGUCAGGUGCUGGCCAGAGGGCUGGCUGGAUAGAAACUGGGACGGGCCCAGGGCAUUUGGCCACCUCCACUUUGAGAACCUUGGGCAGAUUCCAGUGAGGAAGCAGAGUGCCUGUGGAGACAGUCCUUUCUGGAAGUUCCUUUAAAGUGAGGAGAGAGUGUAGAUGCGGGAGAAGAAUUUGGGAUGAGGGUGAGGAGCCUUUUAAAGCAAGUGUGUGGUUAGAAGACAGGCUCUGGGUUCUGAAGUCCCCACCCUUACUCACUGCAGUCCUCACCACUGUGAAACCUUUGGCAAGUCACUUAACUUUGUGCCUCAGUUUCCUCCUCUGUGAAAUGAGGAUGAUGAUGACAAUACCUGCCUCACAGGGUUUGUGUGAAGGUUAGAUGAGAUGGCGCCUGUAAAAGUACUUAACACAGCACUAAAAAGCAGUACCUGUUACUAUUCACUUUUAUGAUUAGAGCAGUUUGAGCGUAUUUGAUGCUGAUAAGAAGAAGCUGCUGGAGAGGGAGGCAUUGAAGACCAAGAGGAGAGAAAAGGGACUAGAGAGAAAGCGUUGGGAACUUGGUGGGGAGAUGAGUCUGGGGAGUCCGUCUGUGCCAAACCAAGGGAAGGAGGAGGAGUGGGAUGCAGGAAGUUUGCAGGUCUGGGGUAUGCGGUGAAGGGAAUGCCUCUCUGACAAUCUUUUCUCUGAAGUAGGCCUCAAUGUCACCUGCUGAGAGGGCCAGGCCAGGGCUGGCCCAGGUUGGGGUAGAGGUCUGGAUUCACGUUCCAGCCAGAGGGUGCCAUGCUGUCUUUCCCAGGAGCCCCAGAAGGUGUGCAGUUGAAUCUACCUGGGGCCGGAGGACAUCUGACCUGCCUUGCCAACUCGGGAGGCUCAAGUAGAGCUGAUGGAUGUGAAAACACUCCAUGCAGAAACUGAGGUUCAGAGAAGUUAAGGACCUUGUCUCGGGACCUGGAGUCCCACAGACCUGGUGCUAAUGCUGCUCCGCCACCCGGGGCUCUGUGACUUUGGCCUGGGCAUCUUGCUUCUCUGAGCCGAUACGUGGCUGCAGAAGAAUUCCCAGCAGGUUGCUCUAAGGAUUCAGAAGGAAAACGUCGUGCGGCGCACGGGAGACACGCCAGGAGCUGUAGUUCCCACACCACUGGGAUCUGCAUCCCACUUGGCUACUGAGACCAAUGCCCUGUGACCUGGUGUCUGUUUAGAGAUGGGGUAACCGAGCUCCCCUGUGAGGAAGUGACUUCUACGAGCGACACUGCACAGGGCAGAGUUAAAGCGCCUGGAACUUGUGUUUUGGGACCUGCCUCCAGGCCCCUGGGGAUUUCCACCAGAAAGAAUGACUGGACACUCCAGGGGCCUUCAGGCACCAUCCAGGGGAUUUUUUCACCACAAAGGGUAAUUCCUGCCCCAUCCCUGCUGUGACUCAGCGGUGACGUUGAACCACACAAACCAGAAAGAAGAAGAUAAAGUCAUCAGACUCCUGCUCACCAGAGAGGGUGGCCUGGGCCAGAACACACCUCUUCUCUCAGCACAAGCUCCACGAGGCUGGUGCCCUGCCCCAGAGGAGCUUAGACGGGCCCCCCGCCAGUCUGGGACGCCAGGAUGGCCUCUGGCUCAGCCAGCAGCCCCCGCCCGGCCCCUGAUGAGAACGAGUUUCCCUUUGGGUGCCCCCCCACCGUCUGCGAGGACCCAUCAGAGCCCAGGGCCCUCUGCUGUGCUGCCUGUCUCUCUGAGAACUCGAGGAACGGCGAGGAUCGGGUUUGUCUCAAAUGCAGAGGGGACGACUCCCAGUCUGUGGGCCCAGGAAGCCUGGUGUCUCAGGAGAAGGACCUCCCGGAGGUGGCUGAGGCUGGAGUUGGGUGCCCCUUUGCAGGUGUCGGCUGCUCCUUCAAGGGGAGCCCAAAGUUCAUGCAGGAGCAUGAGGUCGCCUCCCAGGCCACCCACCUAAACCUGGUGUUGGGCUUCAUGAAACAGUGGAAGGCCCAGCUGGGCUCUGGCCUGGGGUCCGGGCCCAUGGCCCUGGAGCAGAAUCUGUCAGACCUGCAGCUGCAGGCGGCCGUGGAGGUGGCUGGAGACCUGGAGGUCGACUGUUACCGGGCACCCUGUUCCGAGAGCCAGGAGGAGCUGGCCCUGCAGCACUUCAUGAAGGAGAAGCUCCUGGCCGAGCUGGAGGGGAAGCUGCGUGUGUUUGAGAACAUCGUCGCUGUCCUCAACAAGGAGGUGGAGGCCUCCCACCUGGCCCUGGCCGCCUCCAUCCACCAGAGCCAGCUGGACCGCGAGCACAUCCUGAGCCUGGAACAGCGGGUGCUGGAGUUGCAGCAGACCCUGGCCCAGAAAGACCAGGCCCUGGGCAAGCUGGAGCAGAGCCUCCGCCUCAUGGAGGAGGCCUCCUUUGACGGCACCUUCCUGUGGAAGAUCACCAACGUCACCAGGCGGUGCCAUGAGUCAGCCUGCGGCAGGACUGUCAGCCUCUUCUCCCCAGCUUUCUACACUGCCAAGUACGGCUACAAAUUGUGCCUGCGGCUCUAUCUGAAUGGGGACGGGACAGGGAAGAGGACCCACCUCUCGCUCUUCAUCGUGAUCAUGAGAGGGGAGUAUGAUGCGCUGCUGCCGUGGCCUUUCCGGAACAAGGUCACCUUCAUGCUCAUUGACCAGAAUAACCGGGAGCACGCCAUCGAUGCCUUCCGGCCCGACCUGAACUCAGCAUCCUUCCAGCGGCCCCAGAGUGAAACCAACGUGGCCAGCGGCUGCCCGCUCUUCUUCCCCCUCAGCAGGCUGCAGUCGCCCAAGCACGCCUACGUGAAGGACGACACCAUGUUCCUCAAGUGCAUCGUGGAGACAAGUGCUUAGGGUGGGCUGGGCUGGGUGAGCCACACCUGACUCCUGCGGGAGCGCCAGCUCCGACUGCGGCUUUAGCAAGAUGACUUAGGUCCUGCCCUUGACGCCCAAAAUCCCAGGGUGCAGUGAUGGGCAGGGGCUGGCUUGAUCUGAGCAGGACUAACAGAUGGACUGUGGCUGGCCAUCACCGUAGGGUGGCAUGACCUUGGGCUGGGCCCACAAAGGCAAAGGGUCCAGGAGGAGGUGGUGGCAGGACUGUCCUCCUCUGCACUGACCACACUGCCCUGGAGGCCGGGGAGCCACUCCGGCCCUGAAUGUUGAGGCAGGCUUUGACCAAGAUGGGGAGGGAAUAGGGACCAGGCCCGGGGCACGGAUGGUGAGCUGGAGAGGCAGGACCUGAACCAAGAAGCUCUCAGGAUGGGACACUCUCUGCAGGGCUACCACGGAGCACUGGAAACAUGCUUGCUCUCUUCCUGCCCGAAGUCAGAACUGGGACCAGGAGGUGGAAGGGAGUGUACAAUGUGAAUUCAGUCUGUCCGUGCCUGGACUGAGUUCCCCAUCACUGGAGGCAAGCAGGCAAAGCCAGAGGGCUGCACUUGGGGGAAGGCAUCAAAUUGGGGGUUGGAUUUGAAGACCUUGAAGCUUCCUUCCACCCCAGAAAGUCUCUAGGUCUAAGCCUUCUGGCCCAGGUGAGGCCUAGGUCUGCAGAGGUUCUAGAAACAUUCAGGAGCCUCAUGCCCUCCAGCUUCCAGGUGGGCCUGGCUGGCCCACAUGGCACCUGCCACCCUGGGCCUGGCAGCUCAGCUUCCCUAACAUGCAGGGGCACACACAGGCCCUGCGUCCUGUACUACCACCAGCAAACACCCCUUCACCUCCUCCAGGUGAAACCAGGUCACUGAGCUCCCAAGAGCAUCCAGAAGGACCGCGGAGGAGAGGGGCAUAAGCUCUCCUCUCUCCCUGCCUGGGGGCCCCACUGUCAGCACUUUCCAGAAUCUCAUUUCACCUGGUUCCGCAAGGUACUCACUUCUCUAGUUGACUGAUCAGGGCCUCUGAGCCCCUGAGCACAGGUUGUCCUUUUAAAUAUGGAUAAAACCAAAGAAGGAAUGUUUUUCA